CAGAAAGUCAGAGACAUGGAGAUAAAAAACUACAGCAGCAGCACAUCAGAAUUUAUCCUCCUGGGCAUCUCUUCCAACCCUCAGCUACAGAAACCACUUUUUGCCAUCUUCCUCAUCAUGUACCUGGUCACCAUGAUGGGGAACAUACUCAUCAACCUGGCCAUUUACUCUGACUCCCGGCUCCAUACACCUAUGUACUUUUUUCUCAGCAACCUGUCCUUCAUGGAUAUCUGCUUCACAACAGUCAUUGUGCCCAAGAUGCUGGUGAAUUUGCUAUCACAAACAAAGUCUAUCUCCUACGUGGGCUGCCUGGUCCAGAUGUACUUCUUCCUAGCUUUUGGGAACACUGACAGUUACCUGCUGGCCUCCAUGGCCAUAGACCGCCUGGUAGCCAUCUGCAACCCCUUCCAUUACGAUGUGGUUAUGAACCCAUGGCGUUGCCUCCUCAUGUUGAUGGGUUCUUGCACCAUCUCCCACCUGCACUCCAUUUUUUAUGUGCUACUCAUGUCCCGCCUGUCUUUCUGUGCCUCCCAUGUCAUUAAACACUUUUUUUGUGAUACUCAGCCUGUGCUAAAGCUAUCAUGCUCUGACACUUCCUCCAACCAGAUGGUGGUCAUGACGGAGACCCUGGCUGUCAUUGUGACCCCCUUCCUAUGCAUCCUCUUCUCCUACCUGAGAAUCAUCAUUACUGUGCUCAGAAUCCCCUCUGCAGCCGGGAAGUGGAAGGCCUUCUCCACCUGUGGCUCCCACCUCACCAUAGUGGUCUUGUUCUAUGGGAGUAUCAUCUAUGUCUAUUUUAGGCCCCUAUCCAUGUACUCAGUGGUGAAGGACCGGGUUGCCACACUCAUGUACACAGUAGUGACACCCAUGCUGAACCCUUUCAUCUACAGCCUAAGGAACAAAGAUAUGAAGAUGGGUAUGAGAAAACUUCUGGAGCCUAGGUUCCCCUCUGAGGGCAUCAAUAAUGAUCUCCUCUCCUGGGAAGACCACACGGCCAAUCCUCCCAGGGCUCUGGCUUGUGGGGAAGACAGACUCUUAGGUCUCAUUUUCUAUCAUCAACUCCCACUAUAG
Messenger RNA from Diceros bicornis minor, 1071 nucleotides. Its product is annotated as olfactory receptor 1L4-like. Gene Ontology annotation, biological process: G protein-coupled receptor signaling pathway. Bases 16 to 1071 code for a protein of 351 amino acids. The record is from RefSeq and is a predicted model, not a curated record. Gene Ontology annotation, molecular function: olfactory receptor activity; G protein-coupled receptor activity. The transcript has 2 exons. Gene Ontology annotation, cellular component: membrane. Lineage: Eukaryota; Metazoa; Chordata; Mammalia; Perissodactyla; Rhinocerotidae.